Darwinula stevensoni is the source of this 3737-nucleotide messenger RNA. The record is from the annotation of a GenBank genome assembly. Lineage: Eukaryota; Metazoa; Arthropoda; Ostracoda; Podocopida; Darwinulidae.
AUGGAGGGUAUUCUUGGAAGGAAUAUAAGGCUGUGGCCGCCCACGGUCAUCAUUGCUAAUUGCAUUCAAUGUCCUCACGCUUCCCUUAAUGAGCUGUGGUCGCUUGCGUUUCAACAUGGCCAGAUUCGCGACAUGCUUUAGUCGUUUUUUAUUUCUUCCUCCUCCGUCGCGUGAUCCGGCGAGCACGGAAUAUGCAUGAUGUUUGUUGUCCCUUGUUUGCUCGUUCCGGAAAGCGUAAAACUCGCUUUACGACCUCGCUCGACGGGGGUGCUUUGAGGGCGGCGAGACUCUCAUGACCCCUGCUAACCUUGAGUGAGAUCCUGAUGAAGAAAGGAGCCAAUUCAUUAAUCCAGAUGAGAUCUCUCUCUUUCGACUGCGGGGCCUCGGAUGAAUUUUUCAUCUCCAUAUCCUCGCGCGCUGCGACUCCCCGAGGACGACACAUAUUCUCUGCUCCUCUCCAUCAUCAUUGAUGACGCGGAGGAGGCAAGAGGAGAAGAAAGAAAGAAACCUUAUCGAUGUCGGAAAUGACCUAAAAAUCCCCGACGCAGCUGAUGGGCCUCGGUGCAGCCCAGGGUCAAGGAUUCCUGAUGGGGAACCAACUGGCAGCAGCGGCAGCGGCAGCGGCCAAUCAAGGGGCGAGCCCCGUCUCGGUCUCGUCCGGCGUCACCGGGGCUGGCACCCCGGUGCCUCUCGCCCCCGGCUUCCCUCAGCUUCCCACCCAGGACAUCCAGCUGUCGGUGUUGCAGGCACUGCAACACACGAUCCGCCAGCAUCAGACGGCACUCCAGCAGCAGCUUCAGCAGUUCAUGCUCUUCCAGCCCGGUGCAGCUGCGGCCCAGACUCAAUUCUUCUUGCAGAAUCAGGUGCAACAGGCGAUAGCACAGGCUGCCCAGCAACUCCAGCAGCUGCAGAAGCAGCAGCAACUGCUGCAACAGCAGAUCCAGCAGCACCAGAAGCAAGAGCAUCACCACCAACAGCAGCAGCAGCAGCAACAGCACACCCUUCCGGUGUCGAUGCAGAGCGGGGGCGGAGGGAGCGGGCGAUCCUCGUCUUCGUCGUCCUCGUGGCAUUUUUCCCCGGCGUCCUCCGCCGGGAUGGGGGCGCCGUCGUCUGGGCGGCACGGACACGUCUCCACCACCUCCUACGAUGCGCUGCCGGGUGGGCCGCUCCACCACCCGCACUCUCACUCGCGGUCUCACCACCAUCAUCAUCAUCACCAUCAUCCGUUGCAUCGGUUGUCUCCUCCUACCUCGACGCACAUCCCUUCGCCUCCCUCGCAGACGCUCCCGCUCCCGCAUCCCCCGAAGCGCAUCUUCGAUCCUCCACCCGAUGAACACACGGACCUGGAAGAACUGGAGCAGUUCGCCAAGAUGUUCAAGCAACGCCGCAUCAAACUCGGUUUUACUCAAGGGGACGUCGGUCUGGCAAUGGGGAAGCUGUACGGGAACGACUUUUCCCAGACGACGAUAUCCCGGUUCGAGGCUCUGAACUUAUCCUUCAAGAACAUGUGCAAGCUGAAACCCUUGCUCCAGAAGUGGCUGGAGGACGCAGACACGACGCUGAACAACCCGGCGUCCCUGGCCAGCCCGCAUUCGACGGCCGAUGCGAUCGGGAGGCGGCGGAAGAAGCGGACGUCCAUCGAGACGACCGUCCGGGUCUCGUUGGAGAAGGCAUUCAUCCAGAACCCGAAGCCGACCUCCGAGGAGAUCUCCAUGCUUGCCGAAAGUCUCAUGAUGGAGAAGGAGGUGGUGCGGGUCUGGUUCUGUAACAGGCGACAGAAGGAGAAGCGGAUCAACCCGCCGAGUUCCACGUUCGGGAGCACGAGCCCGACGAUGACGCCGUCGCCGGGGGCCGGCGGGAUGUUCGGGUCUCCCGGGAUCCAGAGCUUCUCCACGCCCCUGUCGCUCGUCACGUCGCAUUCGCACCAUAGUCCGUUUCACACCAACAAUCAUCACAGUCCCGUGGGAGAAGACGACUCGCCGAAUCAUAGCUCCGGCAUGAAGUCUGAAUGAUGAUCGUCACUCUUUAUCUCUUCCACUCUACUUUUUUGUUUCACGAGUCGAUCGUACCUCAGUCAUGGGCUUGGUCUCCAGUGGUUUUUUUUUUUUAAGUCUCAUGCUGGUUUUAUUUCAUAUCAGGGAUUUUUUUUUUUUAAAUAGCACGAAGAGAGGCAAUGAAUGUGAUGAUGAAGGGUCCGUGAUCGCGUGUCCUCUCGACGUGUGACACCGUGCAUUGUUGUUGUUGGGUGCAAUAAUAGGAUGGAAACCAUGGAUUCCCAUCACUAUCUCUCUCUUUCUCUCAGACUGUCGCUCUUUCUCUUUCUCUCUGUCUCUAUCUGCAUAUUUCGCAAUAGGUCUUUUUGAAGAUAUUUGGCCUCAGUGUGCUCAAACGGCGCGAAAGAGAGAAGGAGAAAAAUCCUGGCUUUUGUGAUGCGAAUCGGUAGUCCCUCUGAGGCGAAAAUCCAAUCCCAGAAGCCUCGAGACACGAUAUCCUCCUGUUUUGCGAUGAUUCUAUAUUUUUGGUGGGAGUGCAAAACGCUGCUGGGAAUGGGUUUUCCCUCUCGUUUGUUGUCUUUUUUGGAGUCUCCCCCGUCUUCCAGUGUGUCUCGAUCCCAUCGAGAGGGAGGGGAAAUAAAGAGAGAGAGAGAAAAAAAAAAGCCAACUCGAUCGUGCACCACAAAGUCGACCCAAAGUUCCUAUGUAUAAGUGCUCUUUGUUUAUAUAAAUGAGGAAGAAAUUAUUAGUAGAGGAUAUGAAGAGUCUGGAAUCGUUGGGAGAAAGCAUAUGCGAAGCUCAAAAUGAAAAAAUAAAAAAAGAGGAAAGAAAAAAAAAUUCCCCCUGCUAGGCUUAGACAGUGAUACUGAUCUGGACAUAGUCUUCUGUGUUUUUUUUAUAAUUAUUAUUCUGUCUCUCGAUAUAAAGAAAACUGUUCUACCUCAGCUGCAAAGCUUUAUAUCGCACACGAGUCUCCAGACGAUAAUCCGGACGAGUCGACACGAGACGAUGUGAUGCAAGCCCUGUGUCUCUCUCCUCUUGGGUUAUAUAUUUCCCUUACAUUCCAAUCGACGUUUUCUUUUUUUUCUUUUUUUUUUAAAGAUUUUUCUCCCGAGAUUUUGAAGCGAAAUGUGAGUCGCGCGAGAGUGCUUCCUUUUGCUUUCUGAUGUGGACGAAAAGGGCGACGUGACGACAUAUCCGUGUAUCCAAAUUUCUCAUUCAUUUUUUUUUUCCGCUCCAAAUUUGCCUCCCAAAUGAUAAUGCUCAGGAGAUAAGUUAUUGCACACGAUAUUUGGAGGCAAACUUGGGGGCGAAAGGAAGCCCGUCGGAAUGAGUUAAAAGUUAAAAGAAAUGGGUGGAGUCGGGUUGCCCCAGAACGUGCCAAGUCCGAGUCGGAACGGGAGGUAAGCUCGAAAAAAAAAAAACAUUCCAGGAAAAUCCAUUAGGGAAAAGGUCGGUGAUUUUUGUGAGUUUUUUUUUUGCUUCGGUCAUAAUUUGUUCCUUGUUCGGAUUCCCUCGCCCACCACCCCCGACCCAGCCGAAGCACGACACCGUAUUUAUUGAGCAGGCUCCCUCGGGGGCGGAGUUGGCAAUGGAUGUUCCCUCCCUCCCCCCGUCUCCGUUGUAGAGGAAUGGAAUGGAAAGGGAUGAGUUCCUUUUUUUGUCCUUGCGGUUAUGUCUCUCUGUAAUGUCGUGUACAAAGGGAAGAUGGACAUUUUUGUUAUGAUGCAUUUUAUAGAUGCC